AUGUGGCAAGCAGGAGUCGCUUGUCUGGCGCUGCUGGUUCUGCGGGCAGCGGGCAAGGACCUCGCGGACGUGCGGGAGGAGGAGCUCCCUCAGGCGCAGGAACCUGAUCUCAUCAAUUACGACGACUACAAUCCUUUCGGAGAAGACGAAAAUGCUAUAAUUGCGGAACGGGAUUUCAGAGGUUCUACAGUCAGACCGCCGAGCAGAUGUUUGGACAUGGGCCGCUCUUUCUCAGACGGGGAGACGUGGAAGAGGGACAACUGUACCCUCUGCCAGUGCUCCAGCGGUCGUGUCAACUGUUCUGUGCUGCCUUCCUGCUUAUCAUCACCAUCAACGUCUCGACCUGUGGCGAUACCUCCACCACGGCCCAGUCCGGUAGCCCCACCGCCGCCUCCCGUGAGGGGGGUGACUGGUGAUCCGGGCACGGACGGCCCGCCUGGCCCGCCAGGCAUGCCUGGUGUGAGCGGAGUACCCGGUGCGCCUGGUGUACCGGGGUCUAUUGGAACCAUGCCAGAUGUGAAUGCGUAUUUGGCUCAGUUAGCGGCAGCGGCGGGUGGCGAUAAGGGUCCCGUAUUCGAUCCUUAUCACUACAUGCAAGCAUCUGUUGGUUCUCCAGGAAUCAGAGGAAUACCAGGACCUCAAGGCCCGCCUGGUCCACAAGGCUUCCAAGGUCCAAGAGGAGAGCCUGGUGAACCUGGGCUUCCUGGACCUUCGGGUCCUCCUGGAGAACGAGGACCGCAAGGACCUCCCGGAAAAGAUGGUUCACCAGGUGAAGAUGGCGAACCUGGUCCCCCAGGGGCAGCGGGUCAAGUUGGUCCACGAGGUAGUCCAGGGAUACCAGGUCUCCAAGGGUUGAAAGGUCACCGCGGAUUUGAUGGCAAAAACGGCGCUAAGGGUGAACAGGGUCUGCCUGGUGAGAAGGGACCAUCUGGAUUGCCUGGGCAAAUGGGACCUCCGGGGCCUGUGGGCCCCGUUGGACCGCGAGGUGAAAGAGGACGCGAAGGUCCAUCCGGUCCUCCUGGCAUGCGAGGAGUGGAUGGCACACCAGGGCCUCCAGGAGUAAUGGGUAACGUUGGAAAGCCUGGCUCUCCAGGUUUUCCUGGUUCACCAGGUCUUAAGGGUGAACAAGGUAUAGUAGGCCCCAAAGGUAGCCAAGGCAUGCAAGGUCCAAGGGGUGAAGCUGGACGGCCUGGUCAACCUGGAGAAGUUGGACCAACAGGCUUAGCUGGGCGAGAUGGUAUACCAGGUGAAAAGGGCGUGCAGGGUCAAGCUGGCGCAUCAGGCCCUCAAGGUUUUCCUGGACCUAGAGGAAUGCCUGGUGUAGCUGGUGACGCAGGAUUACCUGGAGCAAAGGGCAUGCCGGGGCAACCAGGUGAACGAGGAAUAAAGGGGGAAACUGGAAUGCGAGGAGAAACAGGAGCUCCAGGACCACGAGGAUUACCGGGUACCCUUGGACCAGAAGGCAAGCGUGGAAAAAGAGGUUUAAGAGGACCUGCCGGUAAUGUAGGACCUCAAGGUGAAAGAGGCUUACAAGGAUUAAGAGGCUUACCUGGUGCAGAUGGUCCUUUAGGCCCUAAGGGCCAAUCUGGCGAAAGGGGUAGCGUAGGCCUUCCUGGGUCUAAAGGAAGCACUGGUGAUGCAGGAAGGCCUGGUCCACAGGGGUUGCCAGGACCCAGAGGAAUAAUUGGAAGACCAGGCAUCGUAGGCAAGACAGGAUCUCCUGGUGAGAGAGGCAUACCCGGUGCUGAUGGCAGGCCUGGUGAACAAGGAUCGCAAGGAUUACAGGGACCACCAGGAUUGAUAGGCAGCCCAGGAGAAAGAGGAUUACAGGGUGAACCUGGUAAGGAUGGUGAAAUAGGCCAACCUGGGCCAUCAGGUCCAAAAGGAGAUGCUGGUCGAGAUGGUAGCCCUGGCAUCCAAGGUCCACAAGGUGCAGUAGGUCCUACUGGUGAAAGAGGUCCAACCGGUCCCUCGGGACCCACUGGUUUCCCUGGAAUGCCUGGAAGUGCAGGUCUACCUGGUUCACCUGGAAAAGAUGGAGAACCAGGAGUAUCUGGACCAGCUGGUCCACCCGGUCAAGCAGGGCCAAGGGGCGAACGAGGUUUUCCUGGGGAAAGAGGCAUCGCCGGACAACCAGGAACGGCAGGAGAAAAGGGCGAAACUGGCGCCCAGGGUCUUGAUGGGCCACCGGGUCAAGAAGGCCCACGAGGCAGCAAAGGUCACCCAGGCCCGAUGGGGGCUAUGGGAAUGCCUGGUCCGCGUGGUUUAACUGGUUUAGCUGGAGAGAAGGGGGAAAGAGGUUCAGCUGGACCACAAGGACCCGAAGGACCAGCCGGUCGUCAGGGUGAACAAGGACCACAAGGACCAGUCGGUCCCACUGGCCCACCGGGUGAACCAGCGGAAAGGGGUGAACCUGGAGUACCGGGUAUUCCUGGUGAACCAGGAGCACCGGGGUCGACAGGGGAGCGUGGUCAACCUGGCCCACAAGGAGCCUCAGGACUACCAGGUCCACCAGGGCUAACAGGCAUGCCGGGGCUGAAAGGCGAUAGAGGUUAUGCUGGAGCUAAGGGACAGCAAGGAACGCCGGGUAGUCCAGGUAUCGCGGGAGAACCAGGCCAGCGAGGAUUACAAGGACAAGCAGGUGCUAAAGGUGCUCGAGGUGAACAAGGGCUUAAAGGUGACAUUGGACGCAUGGGGCUAGCGGGACGGCCGGGAGAUUUGGGACCACCAGGCCCGCAAGGAAGUCCCGGUCAAGCUGGAACACCUGGUAUUCCUGGCGCUAAAGGCGCAACGGGUGAGGCAGGAAGGCCUGGUCCUUCUGGACCGCAAGGUUUAACUGGACCUCCUGGGCCAGAGGGAGUAAAGGGCGAAAGAGGCAGUGAGGGAGACGUUGGACCUCAAGGACUCCCUGGUACACCAGGGCCAGCAGGAGAAAGAGGGCCAAGUGGUAUGCCAGGGUUAGUUGGCGCCCCUGGAGCUCAGGGACUGAGAGGCGUGCAGGGUGAAAAUGGUGCUCCGGGCAAACCGGGUGCAGAUGGAGCACCUGGGCUUAUUGGACCUCCUGGACCUCAAGGGCCUCCUGGUCAAAUGGGUGAACCAGGGCCGGAAGGCCGCCCGGGUAAGAUAGGCCAGCCCGGUAUAUCUGGCAGACCAGGAGAUAAGGGGCCGGUUGGACAACCUGGGCAGUCUGGACCUUCAGGACCUCCAGGAUUACAGGGACCUCCUGGAUCAUCAGGUCCACCCGGACCCACUGGAGAAAGAGGGCCAAGAGGUGAAUCUGGACCACCAGGCGUUGAAGGACGACAGGGUCCCGCAGGAAAGCAAGGCCCACCUGGAAUGGAUGGUAUAAAGGGAGAACGAGGCGAAUCUGGGGCUGAUGGACCAAAGGGACAUGCUGGGUUACCUGGAUUGCCAGGCAUGGUUGGUGCUCCGGGUAGGGUUGGUGACAGAGGAUUACCAGGACCCAUGGGACCGCCAGGGAAAGAUGGUGAUGCAGGGCCGAGAGGUCCACCUGGUCGUGACGGAAGUAUUGGCCCACAAGGUCCAGCGGGUCCACCCGGUGGCCGUGGACCCUCGGGUGAACCAGGGCGCCACGGUGCCCCAGGACCGGCUGGCCCUCCGGGACCUCCCGGUCCAGCGGGAGAAGGCCUGGCUUACGAUGCUGCUGCUAUUGCUGCUAUGCUUCAACAAGGUUCCUUUAAAGGCCCAGAUCCAUUAGGUGAUGAUCCAAACAUAUUGCCUCCAAGAUUCUUCAAAGACGAUAUGACAGCGGCGGAAAAGAAGAGCAUCGUGAUGAAGGCUUACGAACGGCUUAAAGUGUCUCUUGACAAAUUCUUGAAACCUGACGGUUCUAAGGACGCUCCGGCUAAGACAUGUGGUGAUAUUUUAUAUCAUCAUCCUGAAUAUGAAAGUGGUCAGUACUGGAUUGAUCCUAAUGGUGGAGAUAUAAAAGACGCAAUACUAGUACAUUGUGAUAUGCCAACUGGAUCCAGCUGCAUCUUCCCUAAGCCAAUGAUGUCAGAAGAGUUAACGCACACCGAUAAGAACGAGGCUUGGCUUAGUGAAGUUGAGAACGGAUUCACGAUCUCCUACAAAGCAGAUCACAGUCAGCUCACCUACCUCCAGCUUUUGUCCGUGAAGGCGACACAGAACGUAACGCUACACUGUCGCAACACGGUUGGCUACUACGACCCUGCGACCAGGAAUCACAAGCAUGGAAUAAAGUUACUUGCUUAUACUGAUGCGGAGAUCUUACCUAAAGCUAACAACAGGCUGAGAUAUAAGGCGCUUUUGGAUGAGUGCCAGUACAAAAAACAAGAAUGGGCGAAAACGAUAGUCCAGUACGAAACAGAGAAGCCUGGUCGACUUCCACUCCUGGAUGUAGCUGUGAGGGACGUUGGAAGACCACAACAGAUGUUCAAGGUUGAACUUGGACUCGCCUGCUUUAAGUAAAGGAAAAAAACUUUUAAAUGGUUUGCUAUGAACUACUAAACGGAAUACUGGAUUCAUAUGGAAACUUCUGGACAAUCAUUAUUUCUAUUACUUAUGUCCUCUAAACUUAAAAUCUUAAAAUUUAAGUGUCCCUUAAGUACUUUGAACUAAUUACUUAAUAUUGAGGCAACCUUAGCACUAAAAAUGAUAUUUCAGUAUUUCGCUUGUAGUACCUCCCUAACUUAAACGAGAAUGAUUUUUCAAAAUGCAUAUCUUCAGUACCUACUUACUGUAAUAUUUGUAGUAAUAAAAAGACUACCAGAGUUAGCAUUUUCUUAGUUGUAGAUUAUUUUAAAUCAAUAUUAUAUUUAGCUUAGAAAUUUAUUAUUUCAAAUACUCGUAGUUAAAAUAAGAAGGUUAGUAGUAAAAAACGUGUUCAUUGAAUUAAAUUUUAAUAUAAUUUUUUUACUUAAAUUUUACCUUGUACUUAGUAAGUACUUAAUUUUGUAUAAAUUGUAUUAAGUCGUCACAACGUAAUUUUAGAAUAGUUUACAAAGAUCCUAUAGGGCUGUGGUGCUAUGUACAUAAUUGUGAAUUUCUCCAAUUUUAUUAUUGUUACCUAAUACAUAAUUAAUUAAGUCUUAUGCCAUACCUCGCCAAAAACUUAGAUAAUAAGAUACUUUUGUAAGAAUUAUUAUUAAAAUAAUAAACUUUGUACCUACCUAUUUACAUUCUA
This is a messenger RNA of Maniola jurtina (meadow brown), 5167 nucleotides long. Its product is annotated as collagen alpha-1(I) chain-like. NCBI's taxonomy places the organism in Eukaryota, Metazoa, Arthropoda, Insecta, Lepidoptera, Nymphalidae. Bases 1 to 4452 code for a protein of 1483 amino acids. The transcript is spliced from 23 exons. The record is from RefSeq and is a predicted model, not a curated record. Gene Ontology annotation, molecular function: extracellular matrix structural constituent.